AUGGUUUCUGAACACAAUUGCAGACUUUGGUGCCAUCACUACCCGUAUCCAGAACCAAAAGAAUAUGUUUCCGGCAAUAUAUAUGGUCCAAGACAGCUGAUAAGCCAUGUUGGAGGAUUGGUCACAAUCAAAUGCUACUAUUUAACCACAACGGCCAAUAAACAUGACAGGAAAUAUUGGUGCAAAGAAUCAGAACGCUCCAGAAAUUGCCAAACUCUUAUUUCUACUACUGGUUUCAUCCAUGAAAAUUACAAAACAAGAGUAUCGAUGGAGGAUAUCAAUCAGAAUGGGAUUUUGUUAGUGACAAUGAGGCAGCUGGAGAAGAAUGACUCUGGUAGAUACAGAUGUGGCAUUGGCAAGAGCAACAACAUUGGCUUAUAUUAUGGAAUGGAUCUAAACAUUUCGGAAGGUCGUAAUUUGCCUAAAUCACCAGAAAUUUUUUUGGGGAAAGUCAGCGGAUCAGUGGCAAUAAAGUGUUCGUCUGAAAGUCACAAGUUGAGCGAUAGGAGGUUUUUGUGCAAACUGGGGAGAACUGGCUGUUCUCUCAUUGCAGAUCCCAACAGGAACACAAGUAGAUUUGUUUUCACUGCUGAAGAUAGCUCAGGAAAUUUCCAAGUCUUCAUAAAUCGACUGAGAAAAGAAGACUCAGGAAUGUAUAAGUGUGGGACAGGAACUCCUGAAAGUAUGAGAGCCAAGCAACUGCUGGUUACAGAGGAAUCGGUCUUCUCCAAUAUCUUAAGUUAUGCACAACCUACUUAUGAGCCUCAAACAAGCUUGGCUUCCUCCCAAAGUUAUGUGACAAAUGAAUUCUACAAGGACAGCUCUUCACAAGCCAAACCAAAUCUACUUUUGAUUGUGAUGCCAGUUCUUCUUGUUGCUCUGGUACUUGCUGUCAUUGUUAUCGCAGUAUUUGUUAAAGUAAAGCAGCGAAAGAAAUAUGAUCCAAGGGAUGUUGACGCAAGAAAUCCUGAAGUAGUAAUGGAAUUAAUUGAACAAAAAUGUAAAGGAGAGCAUCCCAAAGAAGAAAACAGAGGCCCAGGUGAACAAGUAUAUGCUGUGGGGCCCACUAAAGAUCCAAGUGAUGUUGAUGCAAGAAAUCCUGAAGUAGCAAUACCAUUAACUGAGCAAAAAUGUCCAGGAGAGCAUCCCAAAGAAGAAAACAGAGGCUCAGAUGAAGAAGGAUCUGCUGUGGGGCCCUAUGAAGUUUCAGCCUCACGCACCAUGUUUGGACCAAGACAGGUGACAGGAUUGCUGCAAGGUUCUGUCACUGUGAAAUGCUUCUACCCUGCCACUAGGGUAAACAGACAUGACAGGAAGUACUGGUGCAAGGAAUCAACAAGGCAUUGUUCAACCAUAGUUUCUUCAAAUGGCUAUAUUUCAAGAGAACAUGAAGGCAGAGCCACGAUAACCGACUUUCCAAAUAAUGGCAUAUUCAUCAUUGAGAUUUCAGGGCUGAGGAGAAGCGACAUGGGAACAUACAAAUGUGGCAUUGGUAACAAUGAUAAACUGUUCUUUAGAGUCAAACUGGAUGUUUCUGAAGAUUCAGUAGUGCCUGAAGAAGCUCAACUCUUCUACAUUCAGCAGCAUGGAGCAGUGACUAUACCAUGUGCUUUCGGCAGUCAGUAUGGCACUGAAAGGAAGUACCUGUGUCGGAUGAUGAAGACCCAGUGCUCCACUGUCAUUGACACCUAUGGAAAUGUUGACCCAUCCUACAAAGGAAGAGUUCUGUUGGACCAUGCCGAGUUUCCUGGAUCAUUCAAUGUUUUAAUGACCCAGCUAAAGAGGCAAGAUUCAGGACUGUACCUGUGUGGAGCUGGGCAGUAUGGGGAAUCUGGAGAAUCCAAGGAAUUGAAUAUACAUGUCUAUGAAGAGCCAUCGCUGCCCGAAGGAAAUGUUGAACAACCUCUACUAAAGGGAGUCCCGACUGGUUCUGUGUCCAUCGAAUGUUACUACGACCCAAAAGGAAAUGUCACAGUGAAAUACUUAUGCAAGUGGAGACAAUACGGAUGCACUCAAUUAAUAAACAACUUGGGGGAUAUGCCAGGUUCCUAUGAGGGAAGGAUAGUGAUGCACGAUAACCCAGAAAAUGGCACUUUUACUGUCAUAUUGAACCAACUGCAGGAGAAUGAUGCAGGAUACUACUGGUGUUUGACAGACGGAGAACAGGAAAAGAAGUCAACAACAGAGCUAAAGAUUAUAGAAGGGCAGCCCAGUUUAAGAGGAGCGAAGGAAAUCAACGUUGUUGCUGGCUCUCCUUUGUCCCUGACAUGCUCUUAUCCAUGCAAAUAUUAUAGCUAUAGUAAAUACUGGUGCAAGUGGAAGAAUACUGCAUGCGAUCCUCUCAUCUCACAUGAACAAAACCAAACUGGCUUGGUAGUUAGCUGCGAUCAAGACAGUAGAAUUUUGUCUUUGAAUUUUGACCAGGUGACACUGACGGAUCAAGGGUGGUAUUGGUGUGGAGUAAACCAUGAAGGUCAUUAUGGGGAAACCAUGGCAGUAUAUCUGAGAAUACAAGGAGUAUUUCAGGGCUCUGAUGAAGCUCCCAAUGCAGAAUUCAACAAUGAUGUUGAUAUUUCCAGGAUAGACUCUCGCUUAAGCAAACCCAAGAUAGCAGCUGGAGUUGAAAGUCCAACAGAGAGCCCUGCAGAAGAUAAUUCCAAAGUUCUUCUCUCAGUUUUGAUCCCAAUUGGAGUUGUUUUUCUGCUUCUUGCCACUACCUUUGCUUUUGUUAAGUUCAGGUUUUUCAAGAUUUCAGAUCGGGUUUCAGUUUCUAGCUACAGGACAAACAUCAGCAUGACAGACUUUGAGAAUGCGAGCCAGUGUGGAGCAAAGGACAAUGCAUGUAUGGAAGAAUCUCAUGAGACUCAACUAGGGGGGAUGAACGAAUAUAAAUCUACCACCGGGAGUCCCAAGGAAGCACCAAAGAUAACAAAAAGGGGCUCCAAAGAGGAAGUUGAGAUGGCAUAUACCACCUUUCUGCUUAAUUCAGAGAACAUUUCUGCUACAAGAAGCUCCCAGGAACAGUAA
This is a messenger RNA of Euleptes europaea (tarantolino), 3027 nucleotides long. RefSeq names its product polymeric immunoglobulin receptor-like. The transcript has 16 exons. The record is from RefSeq and is a predicted model, not a curated record. Bases 1 to 3027 code for a protein of 1008 amino acids. NCBI's taxonomy places the organism in Eukaryota, Metazoa, Chordata, Lepidosauria, Squamata, Sphaerodactylidae. Gene Ontology annotation, molecular function: transmembrane signaling receptor activity. Gene Ontology annotation, cellular component: plasma membrane.